AUGAACAGGCAACUCCAUCUGGAUACUUCCAGUCCAGACAAUUUGAACGGUGGGAGUCAGAGAUACUCCUUUCUUGCAACUCCAUCGGAGAUGCAUGCACCCGGAGGAGUAAUCAGGCAGACAGCCUUGCCAACGAGCGCACCGAGCAACCUCCCAGCAGAGCCGAGGAGCGUGCCAGAACAGACACAACUACCCUUAAACGAGAAAACACAGCACUUGAGUGACGAUGUGGGCCUCUAUGCUUAUCCAGGCGGGCCGAAUAUUCAGCAUCAUCCUGCGAAUUAUGCUCCAUUUGCCGAUGAAAUACCUCAGCCAGCCAAGGCUGAAGCAGUGGUACCUGACUACUCGUAUGCACAUCCUCCGCAAAGCCCAGGGCCGCUCCCGGUCAAAGUCAACCCGGAAGCCUCAGGACAGGUACUGGAAAGUCAUUCCACGGCAGUUUCGCCUGAUACCAACCCAUUGAAUUCCACUUCACUGCCUCAAUUUCCUCCUCCAGUUGCAUCGAACCCAUCCGCUACACCAGCAGCGCAUGAAAUCAUGGCUUACCAUCGGCCGGGACAAAUCUUACACCCUAACCAAGCCAUUAAAGGGGGUUUGUGGAAGACCAGUUUAUGUGGCUGUACAAACAUUGGCUCAUGCUUCCUGGGCCUGUUUUGCCCUUGUAUUUCCUAUGGGAAGACGCAGCAUCGACUGCAGACAAUGUCCCGGGGAGACGACCCUACGAACAUGCUCGGAUAUAAUGUCUGCAAUGGAUCAUGUACAGCAAUGGCCCUAUUUUGCGGCUGCCAAUGGCUACUAGCUACAAUCCAGCACCGGCGAGUGCGCAAAGCUUACAAGAUCGAAGGCGAUUUCAUAUCCGACUGCAUUCGAGCAACCUGCUGUACGUGCUGUACCUUGAUCCAAGACGAAGUUGAGAUAAUCAAACGAGAGGAGGAGCGCGAAAGGCUCGCCAGAGUCUCUGGAGCAGCUCUCGUAUCACCAUACUUAGCUCCAGUGCAAAUGUCGUACGGGCCACCGCCCAGAUGA
Messenger RNA from Aspergillus brunneoviolaceus CBS 621.78, 1026 nucleotides. Its product is annotated as DUF614 domain protein. NCBI's taxonomy places the organism in Eukaryota, Fungi, Ascomycota, Eurotiomycetes, Eurotiales, Aspergillaceae. The transcript is spliced from 2 exons. Bases 1 to 1026 code for a protein of 341 amino acids. The record is from RefSeq and is a predicted model, not a curated record.